Drosophila ananassae is the source of this 935-nucleotide messenger RNA. RefSeq lists its product as uncharacterized. The record is from RefSeq and is a predicted model, not a curated record. Lineage: Eukaryota; Metazoa; Arthropoda; Insecta; Diptera; Drosophilidae.
GCAUGUCCAGCCGUCAUCCGGAAAAACCGACCAGUACCGGCGGUAUCUUAAAGCAUCUGAGGCAUACAGCCCCGCUGCCGGCGCGCAGCGAGUCAAUGACAUGGCUAUUGCCGCGCAACAGCCUACCGAUCUGGAGCCGGAGGCUGGACUACAACCUGGAGGGAUGCCAGCGGCACAGCGAAGCCGCUCGAUGGCGGAACUACGAUGUGGAGGUGGCGGGACGAAUGUGGUCGCUGUGGGGCGGGCUGCAUCCAUGUGCGCGAUGGUUCGACAGCACGGUGCGUGGCCGUCAGACGCUGGCAGUCUGUGUGGUCGCCUGCUGCGCGGCUAGCACCUUCCGCUCCCUGGGGAUGUGGAGCCCCAAACUGCUCGACGCGAUCGUGGUCAAUGGGGACCGCUACUACCGGACCAGCGUGGAGCAGAGCGAACGAUGGGACCACCUCCUCGGCACCUGCGCUUCUUCGUGCAGAUGGAGCUGGUGGCCUUCGCAGGUGUACAGUGACCCGGCCAGCACAGUUAUGGGACUCCUUGAGGGCCUCAACUAUUUCUUUACCCGAUACCAGUGGGGAGUCCUGGAGUGCCAGGAGCAGCGUCUCGCCUUCGGCCACAGCUCCAGCCGCGAAGGAGGGUACUUCAUAUACGAUUGCUCCGCGUGGGGCUCCCCCAUUUUUCCCGAUAACAUGGGCGCCUCCUACGCUCUGCGAGCCACAGAGCUCCAGGUCCUCCUUUACUGCAUGGUGGUCACUCUGAACGUCCGGCGUCGGAAUGUCGAGUUCCGGCUGUACAAUGUGGACUUAACCCGAGUUUCCGACGGCCCAGGUUCAGAUCCAAAUUCCAAAUAUGAAUCUAAAUAUGAGUAACUUCGUGAGAAGGUCCUGCAUCAAGUGCUUAUUCAAGUUUGGUAUUCCAAUAAAAAGACUCACUUGGUAUAGGAA